AUGGGGAAGAUUGAUGGAUUUAGGCAAGCGAAAAAUGUCCCUUUCUCUGACUUUUUUCAAGUGGAACCUCUUCAAUCUUACCACAGAGUUAUUUCAGCAGAAGAUUUUAUGAAACAUUUAGCCUCCACUUACUGGCCCAAAGGAAAAAGGCGUGGCUACUGCUGGCUACCUCCUAGCUCCAAAGUAAAGUGUGUUAUGAAUGAAGGAAAUCCUUUCAAACCCUUUUGGGAUGGACUGGAGGUGGACUUUGAUGAGAAAAUUGUCUACCAUCUUGGAGUUCAUGUGUGGGACCCUUAUGAGAGAGAUCAGUGGCAAAGAGAAUUUCCACCAUCAAGUCACCCUGUUCUUGCAUUCAGGGGAGCUCCUGCCAGUUACCCAGUAGAAGAACAGAAUCGUCAUGCACAUGCUUUUCUAAAGUGGUCCGACAAGAUAAACCAUGAGGUGGAUGAGUAUAUUCAAAACACUUUGCCCAAAGGGCCAUUUGUUGGAAUUCAUCUACGCAACGGAAUUGAUUGGAAAAAUGCUUGUGAGCAUGCACCAGGCAUGCCUCAAUACAUGGCAUCACCGCAGUGUCUGGGGUAUACCCGCUACAGAACUGUCACUAAGGAUCUUUGUUUCCCUCCCAAACAAGACAUUCUCAACCGCACUGAGCAAGCUGUGAGGACAUAUGGUGCCAGGGCCGUGUUUGUGGCCACUGAUAAUGAUCCAAUGAUUGAUCAUUUGAAUUUCAGACUUAAAGGGCUGGAUGUAAAAGUUUUCCAUCUCAACCCAUCGCUGCCGCAGAUAGACCUUGCCAUUUUAGGCAGAGCUGACUUUUUCAUCGGCAACUGCGUGUCAUCGUUUUCCUCAUUUGUCAAACGUGAAAGAGAUUUUAGUGGAAAGCCUUCUUCGUUCUGGGCUUUUGAUGAAAAUCAACAUCAGUAACUACAGCCGUUGGUUACCUUUUUGGAAUACAAUCAAUCUCGAGCAUAGGCACCAAUAAGAUGGGUAUUCGGAUUUUCCCGGGACCUUUAUUCCGAAACUCAGAAAGGACCUAAAACGAAGACAACUUGCGUAGAGGCUGUUAACGUCCCUGUAACACUUUAGUGGGCCCUCUGUAUAACGGUUAUGGUGCUGCAGAAUGGAAUAACGGGCCAGAAAAACGAUGCUGAACGUGUAGCACGUUUUUGAGCCUGUAGCGCGAUAACAGGCGUUUAGUUAUCUAGUUCAGAAAAAAAUACUUAAAUUUAUUAUGCAUAACAGUGCUAUUACAAACAAUUCUCGUGUCCCGCAGCUCAAUACUCCACUUGAAGACUUGAAAACCAUUUUCCAAUCAAAAUUCACGUCAAAAUAUAUCUUGUCAAUGGCAUUUUAUUGGCAUGUAUCACUAUUUUUCCUCGCAAUGACAACCAUCUCAAAGAUGGUCAGUUCUGUCUGAACAGAGCUGAAAUUGCUUUCGUGUACUGCUAUACAUACAAUAGAACUUCCACUUAUACUUCACUCUGAAAGCGCCAAGCUGUGAAGUUUCUACAUGUUUCCGAAUUACAAUUGCGUUGAUCAAAACGAGUGGAUUUGAAAUUUGAUAAAAAAAAAUAUCUCCAGUUGUCCUUUGAAAGGGGGCAACUGUUUCAACUCUAGGGGCGGAUCUAGAGGGAUGGUGCAGGGGGUACGCUGGGGUACUGGGUGAAGCCUGGUUGAAGCCUUCUUCUUCGUAUUCGCUUUUAAAAUUUGUUUACCUCACCAGUCAGUAACGUCAUUCCUUAGUGGUGCACCCCUCUUAAGAAAAAUCCUGGAUUCGCCCUUGAGCUCAAAAUCAGUCCGAGCAGACUUUCACAGCCUUUAGCCAAGAUUUUCUUGCCUAUGGAAAACGCAAAAAGAAAUUGUCACAGAACUUCAGUUUUAUUGCAAAAAAAGUAUAAUUUUCCAAGCGUUUUUUGUUAAGUGAUAUUCAUGAAAGACUGCAAGAAUAGAAACAGAUUACAAGGCACUCUCCUCGGCGUUUCUGGGCUUCAGCUAUAGCGUGCAAAACGAGUUCUUCGCGUUCAGGCACCGAUAUGUUGAUAAAGGAAAAAGUCCACUUUGCCCUCUCCUAUUGUUUAUUUACAAUGUCCCCAUUUAGCACAACAGUGCUAAAUGGCCUCCCUGAACUCUCCCCACCAUAUAUGCUCAUAUAGUACAUGGUGUAAGUAAAAUCCAAAGCCACGAAAUAAAACCGUCGGAACUGCUGAAAACAAGCAAAUCACCGACAUCGCAAUCUCACCAGUGCACCAUUUCCAAUAGACUACUUUCGAUAUAUUAAAAUUCAGCUUGGCAGCGAGGCCUAGAGGACUUAAACAAAGAAAAUUGAAUGACCAUGUUUAUUCAUUUCUUUUGUUUGUGUCCUCCAGGUCUCCCUAUCAAGCUGAAGUCGAAAGUGGCCCAUGCCCUGUGCCUCUUUGCUGGCCGCGGUGAGUUGAGGCGAGGAAUGCGUCAGAAAAGCAUUCUGGGUUAGUUGAAGCACAUGGAAAGCAGCGGCCGUUGUCAAUGUUGAAGCUCCGAGAAGGGCAAAAUGCAGAAGAUGACCACAAUGAAAAAGGGCAGGGACCCACCACUGAAAUUAACAUCCAAUUGUGGGCAUCUUUCAUAUCCUUGAGAUGGAGUCAAACUACUGACAAUAAAUAUUUAAAUCCCCUGUAGAGGGCUUCACAUCUCUUGUAAAAUGAGGGGAAGAAAGUGGAUUGGUAAAAGAUAGGUGGAAGAUCAAUUCACAAGUCUCAUGGCAAAAUGAAUAUUGAACUGCUCAGUGGCUUUGGAAACCAUUUUACAUGCAAAAAGGGUAAGUAGUGCAGCUACAACUUCAUGUUUUUAUUCAGAUUUUCAUGUGUGGCAAAGACAAAGGAAAGCUGAUGUGAUCUCUUGUUUUUACAUCUUAGACAAUUUUGAUGUUAAGUUUGAAAGUAACAACCCUUAAAAGGAGCAAAUGUUUGAAAGUGGCCCCUAAAUUGUAUUUGUUAACAAAUUCCUAACCCUAGCAACCCUCUGAAAGUACCAAAUUACCUCAAAA
This is a messenger RNA of Orbicella faveolata, 3022 nucleotides long. RefSeq names its product GDP-fucose protein O-fucosyltransferase 1-like. Gene Ontology annotation, molecular function: peptide-O-fucosyltransferase activity. Gene Ontology annotation, biological process: Notch signaling pathway; regulation of Notch signaling pathway; protein O-linked glycosylation via fucose. NCBI's taxonomy places the organism in Eukaryota, Metazoa, Cnidaria, Anthozoa, Scleractinia, Merulinidae. Gene Ontology annotation, cellular component: endoplasmic reticulum. The record is from RefSeq and is a predicted model, not a curated record.